Syngnathoides biaculeatus (alligator pipefish) is the source of this 19004-nucleotide messenger RNA. It is a transcript of the gene jkamp, whose product is annotated as jnk1/mapk8 associated membrane protein. Gene Ontology annotation, molecular function: ubiquitin protein ligase binding. The record is from RefSeq and is a predicted model, not a curated record. Gene Ontology annotation, cellular component: membrane. The transcript has 12 exons. NCBI's taxonomy places the organism in Eukaryota, Metazoa, Chordata, Actinopteri, Syngnathiformes, Syngnathidae. Gene Ontology annotation, biological process: response to unfolded protein. The coding region runs from base 6 to 923 and encodes 305 amino acids.
CAGGAAUGGCCAUGAGCGUGACAUGUCCAGGCCUGUACUGUGGCAGAAUAAUGUUCAAUGGGUCAGUGGAAAGAGACUGUGGUGUUUGCCCUCGUGGAGAGCGGGCCAACCUCCAGAAGGUGUGUGAACGCUGCACUGAGUCCCCUGAACUGUAUGAUUGGCUCUAUCUCGGCUUUAUGGCCAUACUGCCUCUUGUGCUGCACUGGUUCUUCAUUGAAUUGUAUUCUGGGAAGAAAAGUUCCAGUGCUUUGAUGCAGCAUAUUACAGCUUUGUUGGAGUGCAGUCUGUCUGCAAUGGUCACGCUGUUGGUCACAGAACCAAUCGGGAUGCUCAGGAUUAACUCCUGCCGAGUCCAGAUGCUGUCAGACUGGUACACGAUGCUGUAUAAUCCCAGUCCAGACUACAUCAACACUUUACACUGCACCCAGGAGGCGGUCUACCCACUUUAUACCAUUGUGUUUAUCUAUUAUGCCUUCUGCUUGGUGCUGAUGAUGAUGCUUCGCCCUCUAUUGGUUAAAAAGGUAGCAUGUGGUCUGGGCAAAUCAGAUCGGUUUAAGAGCAUCUAUGCUGCUCUGUACUUCUUCCCCAUCCUCACUGUGCUUCAGGCUAUUGGUGGAGGACUGGUCUAUUAUGCAUUUCCCUACAUCAUACUUGUCCUAUCUUUGGUCACUCUGGCUGUGUACAUGUCUACCACAGAGAUACAGUCCUUUACGAACCUAGCUGCUAAGAAGAAGCGCCUAGUUGUUCUGUUCAGUCACUGGUUGCUUCAUGCAUAUGGCAUCGUCUCUAUUUCUCGUCUGGACAAGCUGGAGCAGGAUCUGCCAUUGUUGGCUCUUGUACCUGGUCCCGCCAUGUUCUACAUUGCUACAGCUAAGUUCACAGAGCCAAGCCGCAUACUGUCGGAGGGCAGCAAUGGACACUGAAAUUUCAAAUAAUAUUUCUAGCAACCAUUUGUAAAUCAUAUCCUUUAAACAGCAGAAGUCUCAUCAGUUGUUCUAUACGAGUUAAGAUUUGUAAGCAGUAGACAUUUGACGUUUAUCUUGUUUGUUGAUAAACAAGAUGCCCACUCUCAUGCAUGUCUCGUCUGUAAGGGUAAGGUGUCACAGGUAUAACAUAUUAAAGUACUCUCAUAGGCCACAGUUGGUUAAAUGAACUAUAAGAAUAAAAAAAAAUAAAUAAAUAAAAAAAACCCGAUGCUGGCUCAGCCUAUCUAAUUUACAGCAGUCAUUGAAAUAUGUGGGUGAACUUAAGUGUAUCUGUCGAUAUCCAGUACUAGCCUUGAUACUUACAUUAAAAAGUAAUCAUACCCCUUGAUGUUUUUCAUAUUUUGUGACCUUACAAUCACAAACUAUGUAUUUUGUUGAAAUUUUCAAACAGACAAACAGAAAGUAGCAAAUAAUUCAGUCAUUCCUUCCUUCCAUCCAUCCAUCCAUUUUUUUUCUGUUUGAAAUGUUUUAUUUCUUUGUUUUUGAAUCUAAAUUUUGUUUCUCAUGUUUUAUGUUUUUUAAUCUAAAUUUGCUCUGCUUUGGUUAUCUGAGGUUGGGUCGUGUUGGCAGUAGCUUCAGCACGGAAACCCAGGCGUCCCUCUCCCCAGACACGUUAUGCACCUCUUACAAGAGGAUCCUGAGGCAUUCCCGGACCAGCCGAGAAACGUAGACUCUCCAGUGUGUCUUGUGUUGUCCCAGGGGUUUCCUCUUUGUGGGAAUUGAGGUUUGCUUUUUGGCUUAACUCUUACUUCACCACAACGAACCAAUACAAAGUCUGUGUCACUGCAGAUUCUGCACCGAUCUGCCUGUCGAUCUCCCAUUCCAUUCUUUGCUUACCUGUAAACUUGUCCCCAAGACACUUUAAUUCCUCCACUUGGGUCAGGAUUUCAUCCUCGACCCUGAGAGAGCACUCCACCCUUGUCCAACUCAGGACCAUGGUCUCAGAUUCGGAGUUGCUGAUUCUUAUCCGAGCCACUUCCCAGACUGCUGCCAACCACUUCAAGUGACAGAUGGAGGUCAUGGCUUGAUAAACCAACAGAACCACAUCAACUGCAAACAGCAGAGAUGCAAUACUCGGGUCACCAAACCGGAACCCCUCUACGCCUUGGGUGAAACUAGAAAUUCUGUACAUAAAAGUUAUGAACAAAAGCGAUUGAAAAAGGCAGCGUUGGCGGAGUCCAACCCUCACGGCAAACGAGCCCAAAUUACUACCAGAAAUGCGGCCCAAACUCUGACACUGAUUGUACUGGGACGAACACCAUGUCCAGGGGAUUGGUACAUACUCCUGAAGCACCUCCCACAGGACUCACUGAGUGACACAGUCAAGCACGUUCUCCAAGGCCACAGAAAACAUACAGGGUUCCCUCGCUAAUUCACGCUUCAGUUUUUCAGCUUGGAUACGGUGGUCCCUGCUCUUUUCAGGUCAUUGAUCAAGUCCUGUCGUUUAGUCCUGGGCUAAUUCCUCACCUUUAUAAGGAUCAUUGAGACGCCACGAGGUGAUAUCUUGCAUGGGUUCCACUCCGAUUGAGAUUGAAAUGACGGUCAAUUGUUUAGCUUCUUCCAUUUUGUAAAGAUUGCUCCAACAGUGGACCAUUUUUCACCAAGCUGCUUGGCAAUUUCUCCGUCGCACUUUCCAGCCGCAUGGAGUUGUACAAUUUUGUCUCUGGUGUCUUUGGACAGCUCUUUGGUUUUGGCCAUCUUACAAGUUUGAGUCUUACUGAUUGUAUGGGGUGGGCAGGUUUCUUUAUGCAGCUCACAACCUCACACAGGUGUAUCUGAUUCAGGAUAAUACAUGGAGUGGAGGUGGACUUUUAAAGGCGGCCUAACAGGUCUUUGAGAGUCAGAAUUAUUGAAAUACUUAUUUGCAGCUGUAUCACACAAAUAAAUUAUUAAAAAAAUCCUACUUGGUGAUUUCUGGAUUUUUCUUUUUAGAUUAUCUCUCUCACAGUGGACAUACACCGACAAUUAAUAUUUCAGACCCAUCCAUGAUUUCUAAGUUGGAGAACUUACAAUAUAGCAGGGUGUAUAGAUACUUAUUUUUUACACUGUAUGUACAGUGAUUUUUUUUUAAUGAUUUAUUUGUAUGAUACAUGACAAUGACCCGAAGCACACAGCCAGGAAAACCAAGGAGUGGCUCCAUAAGAAGCAUAUCCAGGAGACUGGAAAGUCCUCCUUUCCGCGAGGCCAGCCCUUGGACAUCCUCUGCCGGGAGGACACAAACAUCAUCCUACGAAUUGCAUGUGUCUCAACCAACGGAGAGAUUGUCACAGACAGAUCACGUCCACAUGGGAGACCAAGUCUUCCUCAAAGUGCUGAGACGACCUCACUGGGACAGUGAACGCUGGGUCGGCCCCACCAGGUGAUUGCAGUAACUCCUAUGGCUGUAAAGGUCCAGGGACGCGACGGCUGGACCACCAGUCUCAGUGCAAACUCCUCAGAUUACCUGCAGACAGGCCUAGUGACGCCAGUCCCUCGGGGUAGGAUCUCCACGAUGUACACACCAGCGUACAGACAAAAGAUCACAGUUGGAGAGAGGGUUUUCCGUGGCAAAAGCACCCCUCGGGAAGAUGGAGCGGACCACUGGGCAGAGGCUGACCAUAGUCCUGUCAACCAAAUAUGCUGUUUACUUACUUGCAGGGCUGUGCCUGAUGGUAAGUGGUGCACAACCUUACGGAAAGAAAGCACCAACACGGAACAGUUGCCCAGUCGUAGACUGUUAUCUACGUCCAUCCUGGGAAACCUCGAGCUCCUGAUGGACAGGACGGGGACGAUGAUUCUACUAUUAUGUAAACCUUUUUUGAUGACUUCACAGAAAAGCAAUGCAGUUGUGAAUGUUCGAUGUUUCCAGGUUUACCUUGUACAUACAUAUAGUUGGCGAAACUUUAGUCCUUCCCCUCAACUUUCGCUCUUGCUUAGGAAAGAGUUUCUACUCUUUUUUUUUUUUUUUUUUUUUCCCCUGGUGGGUUUUUUGGGUAGUUUUCUUCCCACUCAAGCAACGGCUUUUGAUAUUGUUUGAUGUUGUUUUAUUUUAAUCAUGAUAAACGGGGGGGAAAUGUGAAAGAACUCAGUACCAUGUUAGUUAUCAUGAUAAAAGCAUAUCAUUACUACUACAGUUACUGUUAAAAUUGUUUUAUCAUGCGUUUGUUUCUGUUAGUCUUGGUCUGAAUUAUUCUCUUUGUGAGCUGCGUGCAUGUCUUAGAGUGUGACCCAGUGACACCUGGGAGGCGAUGCCUGAUACUCCUGAACACUAGGAAGCGAUGUCUCCAUCAGGACCUCAACAUGUUUCCUUCUGACCUUAAGCAGAUACUCCUUAACCCUUUUCUACCGCAAGAGGAUAUCCCCAAAUGCCAAAAACAUCUCUUUAAACAAUGCCCUCCCUGCUUUUUCUCUUGUGGGUUUUUCAGGACACCCUUGUAGCCUUGACAGGGUUCAUACUCAGUCUGACCAAAAAAAAUUAAGGGAUUUUUAGGGGCAUUCUUAGGGGCUGACACGGAAAAAAUUUAGGGCCGACACGAAAAAUUUAGGGCCAUCGUGGGAAAUCAAGAGUAAGGAAAAAAGACUCACCAUCAACCGUUCUUGGUUCAUCAAAUGUUCCAGUAUCUCAGUACCUGUGACAGUGAUCACCUGUCGCCCCAUGUGGUAGUUCUCAUUGAUAUGACCAUUGUCAACGUCUUCACAUAACAGUAUACAGAAAAACAGAUUCUAACUUCAAUUGCAACUAUAUACACAAAUGUCUUCUCCUGAUGUCUGUUUCAGCAACCCUACUGUGGCUCCUUGAGCCUACCCAGUGCCUCCUCUAUUUGUUGCUGCAGAGGUGCCAAAGUGGCUCUCUUAUCCUUUGCUCUGCCUCUGAGUGCAUUGGCCUCGGUGAUAAACCUCAGAUUCCUCUUUUCUUCUGCCUCCUCACACAGCUUGUCAGCCUUCUCAAUAAGCGUUGAUGGGUCAGUCUCUAUUCUGGCUUUUUUGGCUUUGAGGCAGUAGAGAUAAAAAGUGGGCAGCGAUGCCAAAUGUAGCCAGGUACGAAGUCUUCCUUUCCCCACAGUGGUAGUUUUUAGCAAUGUCACUGUCUGGGAACAUGACUGCAAACACUUGAAUUAUUUUCACAAGACUUGUAACUGUAAUGGCUGCAGAUCACUUUUAAAGUCCACACGAUCUCUGCCUUUAACGAGUCCGUCUUCGUGAAUUGAACUACGUUAUUAAAGCCUGACUUCUGGCUGGUUGGACAACUGUAGGUGCGCAUUAGGAAUCGCAACCGGUUACAAAUAACCGGUUUUUGUUUUUUUAAAACCGAAACCGUAAUCGGACUUUCGAAAUCGGUUAAAAUUUCAAAUCAUUUCUUCCGGUUCCGGUACUCCACAUUGUGCUAUUUUUUUUCAACAUUUCCACUUUUUUCAAGUUUCGCUGUUUGAGUAAAGUUGGACUUAAAAGAACAUUCAGUUAAAUCAAAGAAACAUCAAACAUGGCAUCGAGGAAACGCUCGGUAUACUUUCAUGCCCUUCCUGAAAGUCUGAAAGAAGAAUGUCAACAUUAAAACAUUUUUACAAAAAAAAUAACAAAAAUUUAACUUACACGAGUGCGUUGUUGAAAGCCACAUUCAACAAGCUUGUUUGUCAAUAUUGUAUAUAAACUACCCCAUUACCGCGGAGUAAAUCAACGAUCGAUGGUGUAGCGCCGGAGAAAAGGAGUCGGAGGCAGAGUGUCGGACACAGGAACAAAACUUGUUUUAUUGGCAGACAUCAAAACACUACUCGCAUAACGGGGGGAACUCUGUGAACUCGUCACUCCGGAAGAGCAACAACAAAAACAGUCCGUGCGGAACUCUGCACCCCAACACGAGGAACCGGCGGGUGAAUUAUGUAAACACCACUAUGGUACCGGUUUUAAAACCGGUUAAUCGUUUUUUUGCUACAGCUGUUUGGUUAAAACCGGUUAUGAAAGUAAGCGGUUUUUUGCGAUCCCUAAUGCGCAUCACUGCUAGUACCACUGCAUGAAGUUGAUGCUUCACUAUCUUGAUAUUUUAGAAACAGAUUCAUACCAACAGAAGAUGAGAGAAUCUUCGCCAAAUCAGCGUGUCUCCUGUUUUUCCGGUGUGACUCCAGCACUUUGACACCCAUCUUUUCAAGCUGGUAACUCUGCUUGCACAGAUGGCAGUAAAACAUGUGCCGAUCUUUUGGAUCGCGACAAACCCACCUCCCAAACUCCUUACUUUCAACCCAAGCUUUUUGAAAAAUGCACUUCCCCGUGAUACAAGUUGGAUCGAUGAAAGAACUACGCUACGUCAUAACGAAGACUAAGUGAAAUAUCUACUCACGGAAACAAACAAUGGAAUAUCGACAAGAUAGCAACUAGUUGUCAACACGGUGACUUCCGUUGACAAUUUCCGGCUGUUUUGGACGCCAGACAGAUCGCAAUUUUUUUUUUUUAAAUAAAAGAUUAAUUUAUUUUUUAGGGAGAAUUUUGGUGGAAGAGGUCCUCCCUUUGAUUUUUUUUUUAUAAAAUAUAAGGCCUUUUUCGGGGCUUGACCGGUUUUCGCGGAUUUUAAGGACUUUUAGGAGCCCCUAAAUGCACCUUCGAAAAUUCAAGGGUUUUUAGGGACUUUUAGUGCCGCGUGCCUGCUUGAAGAAAGAUGUACCUUAGUGUUAAUGUGCUGUUAGUGUAGCCAUCUGUGUCAGCAUUUUCACUGUGUAAGCUUGUAACCCUUUAACCUGAGAAAGCAAUAAUGGGCUACCACUUUGGCAGUCUGAGGGAGACCACCCUUGCAGUGGGUCUCCUUGCCUGUCCCUCGUGAGCAAAACAAUCUUGGUUGGUUUGAGUUCAUUCACUCCAGUCCUCAGGCUUGUCUUGGCUGUUUUUCUAGGAACAUCUCUGACAGAGAACAAUGCAUUAAAAAAAAAAAACUACAGGGAGUCCUCCAAUGUACAUGAAGCGUGUUGCAGCCACACGUUAAUCUUCAGUAAACCUGGCCCCGACAGACUUUUUUUUUUCUAAUAUGCAUUGUUCUCAAAUGUGUGCAAUGCGUAUUUAAAAAAAAGAAAAUAAAACGUGGGUCACACAGAGGUUUACCAAAGUUCAAUAUGUACCCGCAAUGCGCUUCCAUGUACAGAGGCCAAAGCCUAUCCCAACGGUUUGUUUUAUUUUUUUAAAUACACACUGGACUCAUUUGAGAACAAUGCAUAUUUAAAAAAAAAAAAAAAACAACUCUCACGGAGAAGUUUACCAAAGUUUAACGUGUGGCCACAACACACUUCGUGUACGGAGGAGCCAACUUGCUUUCCCCCAAUCAUAGUUAAUGAAUGGGAUUUAUUCUUGAUUGAGAACAUAGCCAGAAAUGAAGUAUAUGUAUGGGUCCAGACUUUUCUACGCUUUCAAUCUGUUCUGUGUAAAUUUUGACGACUUACUCACCAGAUACAUGUGUAGAUCCAGUUGUCCAAGACAAGCGAACAAGCAUGUCUUUUUACUGAAUAGUUCACUUAAUUCAUUUGUUUUGGGGUAAGAUGGCAUAUUUUAAUGACAAAUGUAUUUUGUGCUAUCCAGUGAUAGGGGGAUGGGUUGCAAAAAAAAUUUGGGCUUGGCCCUUGGGGAAUUUCCAAUUUUUUGGGGGUCAGGACUUUGAAAUUUUACUAUCAAUUUUUGUCUGAAUGUUGUUCACAGAUAUCGCCAGAAUGCACCACAGCCAUCCAUUUUUUCAAACAUUUUCCGGGGGGGAAUGCCCCUGGACUCCACUAGCAUGACCUCACAUCUUUGGUGCUCCCAAAUGUAUUUUCAGGAAUGUUCAGGAAAAUCGACUUUCAUCUCUGAAAAAUGGCUUCAGGACAAAAAAAGUCAAUGUCCUGGAGUGGCCAUCACAAUGCCCUUGUCUUAAUCCCAUCCAAUACUUUUGCCACAUUUCAAACAUAAAGAUAUAAAAUUAUUUUUUUUUUUGUCAAAAAUCAACAUGUGGUACACACUCGUAAAAUGGAAUGAAAUUUAUUGGAUAUUUUACACUUGUUAAAUAAAUAAAAACCUGAAAAGUGGGGCGUGUAAUAUUAUUCGGCACCCUUACUUUCAGUGUACCAAACUCACUCCAGUUCAGUGAGGAGCUCUGAAUGGUCCAAUGUUGACUGAUGAUAAUAAAGAGAAUCCAUCCGUAUGUAAUCGAGUCUCCGUAUAAAUGCACCUGCUCUGUGAUAGUCUCAGCGUUCUGUUUCCAGUACAGAGAGCAUCAUGAAGACCAAGGAACACACCAGGCAGGUCAGAGAUACUAUUGUGGAGAAGUUUAAAGACGGAUUUGGAUACAAAAAGACUUCCCAAGCUUUAAACAUCUCAAGAAGUACUGUGUAGGCAAGUAUAUUGAAAUGUACGGAGUGCAAAUCUACCAAGACCUGGCCAUCCCCCUAAGCUUUCACCUUGAACAAGGAGAAGACUGAUCAGAGAUGCGGCUCUGAGGCCCGCUCUAGAUGAACUGCAGAGAUCUACAGCUGAGGUGGGAGAAUCUAUCCAUAGGACAACAAUCAGUCGUACACUGCAAAAAUCUAGCCUUUAUGGAAGAGUGGCAAGAAGAAAGCCAUUUCUCAAAGAUAUCCAUAAAAAGAGUUGUUUAAAGUUUGCCAAAAGUCACAUGGGAGACACUAAAUGUGGAAGAAGGUACUCUGGUCGGAUGAAACUAAAAUCGAAAUUUUUAGCCACAAUGCAAAACGAUACGUUUGGUGUAAAAGUAACGCAGCUCAUCACCCUGAACACACCAUCCCCACUGUCAAACAUUGUGGUGGCAGCCUCAUGGUUUGGGCCGGCUUUUCUUCAGCAGGGACAGGGAAGAUCGUUAAAAUUGAUGGGUAAAUUAAUGGAUCCAAAUACAGGACCAUUCUGGAAGAAAACCUGUUGGGAGUCUGCAAAAGAUCUAAGGUUGGGACGGAGUUUUAUCUUUCAACAAGACAAUGAUUGAAAACAUAAAGCCAAAUCUACAAUGGAAUUGUUCACAGAUGAACGUAUCCAGGUGUUAGAAUGGCCAAGUAAAAGUCCAGACCUGAAUGCAAUCGGGAAUCUGUGGGCAGAGCUAAAGACUGCUGUUCACAAAUGCUCUCCAUGCAACUGCACUGAGCUCGAGCUGUUUUGCAAGAAAGAAUGGGCAAGAAUUUCAAUCUCGUGGGAUUGUCUUAGUUGUUUUGCAGGAACCUCUCUGACAACCACAUCAUCUGCAAAGAGCAGAGAUACCAUGCAGAGGCCACAAAACCGAACACCCUCUACACCUCGGCUGCGCCUAGAAAAACUGAACAUAAAAGUUGUGAAUAAAAUUGGUGACAAAGGGUAGCCUUGGGGGAGUCCAACUCUACCCGGAAACGAGUCUGACUUAUUGCCAGCAAUGCAGACUUAACUCUGACAGCAGUCGUACAGGGACUGAACAGCCCGUAUCAGGGGGUUCGGUACCCAAGACUCCUAAAGAACCCUCCACAAGAAAACAGGAAAAAUUUCAUUGCUCCUCCUGGAUCUGAGAUUCGAUUUACCAACGGACCCUCCUCUCCAGCACCACUGAAUAGAGAUUACCAAGGACGCUGUGGAGUGUGAUCACCCAAUAGCUGGAACACACCCUCAGGUUCCCCUUCUUAAAAAGGGGGACCACCACUCCAGUCUGUCAAUCCAGAGCCAACCAGGACAGCCCCACAACAUCCAGAACCUUUAGGAACUCCGGGCAAAUCUCAUCCACUCCCGGGGCCCUGCCACCAAGGAGCUUUUCAACCACCUCUGUGACCUCAACCUCAAAGAUAGAAAAUCCCGCCUCAGAGAACCCAGACUGACAAGGUCUUCAAAGUAUUCUCUCCACCGACUCUCAACAUCCCGAGUUGAGGUCAGCAGUGCCCCAUCCCCACCAUACACAGUGUUGACGGUGCACUGCUUCCCCCUCCUGAGAAGCCGGAUGGUGGACCAGAAUUUCCUUGAAGAUGUCCUGAAGUCGUUCUCCAUGGCCUCUCCAAAUUCCUCCCAUGCCCAGAUUUUUGCCUCAGUGAUCACCAAAGGUGCAUUCCGCUUGGUUAGCCGGUACCUAUCAGCUGCCUCGGGAGUCCCGCAGGCUAAAAAUACCCGAUAGGACUCCUUCUUCAGCUUGACAGCAUCCCUCAUUGUUGGUGGCCAACUCACCCCCAGGUGGUGAUCAGUUGACUCCAAAGUUGAUCAUCAAACUGCGGCCGAGGGUGUCCUGGUGCCAGGUGCACAUGUAGGUACCCUUCUCCCUGAACAUCCUGUUCGUUAUGGAUGAUUCGUGAUGAACACAAAAGUCCAGUAACAGAGCACCACUUGGGUACUGGUCGAGGGGCUGGGGGCGUUCUUCCCAAUCACGCCCUUCCAGAACUUACUGUCAUUCCCCACGUGAGCAUUAACUUUACCCAGCAGAAUGAUGGAGUCACCAGAGGGACCGCUCUCUAGCACUCCCUCUAAGGACUCCAAAAAGGGUGGGUACUUUGAAAUGCUAUAUGGUGCAUAAGUACAAACAACAGUGCAGGCCCAACCACCAGGCACUCACCAAGGACCUUUUUGCCAUGGGUGACUGUAGGAAUAAUUGUGAAUCUAAUUAUUAUACAUCUGCUUGCAAUAAAGAAAUGCUUUGCUCUGCUCUAGAUAACUUGGCAGCCGCCUAGCAGGAGAUAGCAAGAACAAAAACAUCUAAUCAUCAGAACUUUUAGAACCAAUAACACCUGUUGUUUGUUAAAGAAAUUAUGACCACACGUACUCUGCAAUCUUCCACACUCAUGUACACAACACGAACAAAGAUGUACACUUUGAUAUCUCUCGUGAGGAGGAAACUAACACACUCAUGAGGAAUGAGUGAAUGCGCAUCUAGGUGACUGCGGCAGAACCAAACCUCGAGAAUACUAGUCCCUGUCGAGUAGACAAAUUAGUCUAUAAAACUGAGAAAAGGACACCGUGUGCCCUGUACGUACUUGAGCUCCGUGAAACGUGCAUGUGUAAAAAUAAGAGUGGAGGUUCGCUACCUCAUUUGAACAGGAAAUUGAGUGACAUCUGUUUGAGGAUGCAGAGAUAAGAAUUCUCCACCACUUGUGGUAGAAGCUUGAGAAUGAUCAGGGGAAAGUCAGUUUAGUCACCAUAGGUAAACCACUGACUUCAACAUGGGAAAAUCAUCCAGCAAAGUAGUUGACACAGAGGAUCUGAGACAAAAACAUAUCAUGUAAGGACUGGAAGUUUGUAGAAAGCCAAUCUCCUUCUCAAAUAAAACAUCUAAAUUUGUGGAUAACAAAAUAUGGCUUUGCUGCCCAGCUCAACACACAAAAAUUAGUUAACCUGCAGAAUAAAAUAAGAAACAGACACACAAAAAAAUGGACUGAAGAUGAUGUGAAAACGGCCUUAAAAAUAUAUCACAUCUCAUAAACUUGAUGUAACGUAAUUCAUCCAGAGAAUGGAAGACUUGAGAAAAUCUUACCACUUAAAUGGUGUGGAAGUACAACAAAUUUGGAUGACAGCAAAGUACUUUCUCACUGCAGCAGGGAGUUCAAGGGUUAAAAGAGCACACUUCUGGCAUAUUUAGACAAAAAGCUAAUUUUUCUGCCCUUGGAAGACAAAAUAAAACAACAAUGAACGAUUUCAAGAAUAUAGAAUUGGAUUGACAUGAAUGUAUGUUUUCAAGCAAACAGUGGCAUUCCUGAAGAUCACACGGGGGAUAGACUAAGGAGUGUGUAUCAAGAGCAAUUAAAAAAUGCUCUUCAUGCGAAUUCAAAUAAUCUUACAAAACAGUGGAUUGAAAAACAUUGGGUUGACAAACCAACUGGAAGCCUGUAACAAUACGUUAACUCAGCACGACACGGAGAAAGAGUGCAACAAACUAAAAAAAACAAUGUUGGCACCUUUCUGACAAAGGAAGGAGAUAUUAUGGAGCUUUAUGCAAAACAUUUAAUAUGUUUAAUUUUUUUGCUUCCGGUCUUGAAGCUGGUAGCAGCUUAAACAGAAGGCUCUGACCAGCCUGAUCAUAAUUCAAUCAAUCUUGCUGAUUUUGGACCAAAUGUUGUGAAUACUCGACGUGGGAUUCUCCUGUCGACGACUUCAGUGGACUAAAACAACCAUCUGUGCAACCUUAGUACCAAAAUUGGAGUCGUAUUGUUCACGUCGAAGCAGCUCGGCCUAAGUUAGCCAAGCUGGGACCACAAACAACAAAAGCGUCUGUUUUCCAAUAUUUACGGAGGAGGAAAACAUCAAACGGUAGUAUCUACAUGUCCUGCAAAACCUACGUAUCAUAUACAACGAGGAUAGUGACUACCAAUAAGAAGUUGGGCAAGUGGAAACGCCAACUUAAACUUGCUUAUCGACCCAGUAUUACUUAUCUUAGCUUGCUAACAACGAGACGCGUUUGUGAUGAAUUUGUGGAUGUUGAAGAAACACCGAACGUAACUUCAUAACUUGUACGAGGAGGGCCGUGAGGACUGAUGGGAAAUUUAACAAGUCUUAUCUUAGUUCCCAAAUUGGUGCGGUAUCGUUAGUGUUGAAGCUGUUCGGCCCAAGUUAGCCAAGUGCGCUAAUGUUAUUACUUACGUAGAGUAUACAACAAGGACUAAACAUUAAUCAUCAACUCAACCAGGGCCAUUGUGGUUUGAAUCCCUUCCAUCCACGUAUCCUUUAAAUCGACAUAUCCUUUAUAUUUUUAACACAGGUAAUAUGUGAUUGGUGUACCUUAUGUGCUGACUGUGUUGAUUGUGAUUGCUUUCAUUUGACCUUAACUUUAACAUGGAGUAGAUCAUGUGUAAAUUGUGUAUCUUUUGUGCUGACUUUAUUUGAUUGCUUCUUUUUGAUUAUCUGCAGCCCGUUGGGCAGCACAUUAUUGUGCUUCCUGUCGGCUGGUCCCAAGCCCAGUUAAAUGCAGAGGGUUGCGUGAGGAAGGGCAUCUGGCGUAAAUUUGUGCCAAACAUAUUUGGGCAUUCAUCAUAAGAAUUCUACAACAGUUAUGUCGUGGCCCGGGCUUCCUACAGCGGCACCCGGAAAUGUUAAUCUACAAGGCAUAGGUACAAAUUCAGAUAAUGUAGGUCAAAAACAAAAAAAGGAGGAAAGCGGCUUAGUCAGAAGAAAAGGAUUGCACAAACCCUACAGCUGUGUGUAGGGACUUUGAAUGUUGGGACUAUGACAAGAAAAGCACAGGGGUUAGUUGACAUGAUUAGGAGAAAGGUUAAUGUAUUGUGCAUCCAAGAGAGCAAGUGGAAAGGGAGUAAGUCUAGAAGUUUAGGUGCAGGGUUUAAUUAUUUUAUCAUGGAGUAGAUGGGAAGAGAAAUGGAGUAGUGGUUAUUUUAAAAGAAGAGAUGGCUAAGAUUUUCUUGGAGUUGAAAAGUAUCAGAUCGCGUGAUGAGGCUGAAAUUUAAAAUUGAGGAUAUUGUGUAUAAUGUGAUGAUCGGAUAUGCCCCACAGGUAGUUUGUGACCUCAAGUUGAAAGAGAAAUUCUGGAAGGAAAUAGACGAAGUAGUCAUGAGCAUCCCAACGAAAGAGAGAGUUGUGAUUGGUGCAGAUUUCAAUAGACAUGAUGGCGAAGGAAACAGGGGCGAUGAAGAAGUGAUGGGUAAGUACGGCAUUCAGCAAAGGAACUUUGAGGGACUGAUUGUGGUGGACUUCGCAAAAAGGAUGGAAUUGGCAGUGGUGAACACUUAUUUCCAGAAUAGAGUGGAACAUAGAGUGACCUACAGGAGCGGAAGUAGAAGCAAGCAGGUGGAUUAUAUUUUGUGCAGACGGUGUAAUCUGAAGGAGUUUACCGACUGUAAGGUUGUGGUAGGGAGAGUGUAGCUUGACAUAGGAUGGUAGUAUGUAGGAUGACUCUGGUAGUGGGUAGGAAGACAAAGAAGACAAAGGUAGAGCAGAGAAUCUGGUGGUGGAAGUUGAGAAAGGAAGAAUGUUGUGCGGCCUUCCGGAAAGAAGAGAGACAAACUCUUCAGACGAUGUAAUCUGAAGGAGGUUAUAGACAGUAAAGUAGUGGUGGGGGAGAGUGUGACUCGACAGCAUAGGAUGGUGGUGGCGAAGAAGAAGUGGGAUACGGAGAUGACAGGAGAUGCAAAAGGAAUACAUUGAGAUGCGUCAUAUGGCAAAGGUAGAGGUGGCGAAGGGUAAACGAGUAGCAUAUGAAGACAUGUACUCCAGAUGUUGGAUACAAAAGAAGGAGAAAAUGAUCUCUACAGGUUGGCCAGACAGAGGGAUAGAGAUGGGAAGGACGUGCAGCAAGUAAAGGUGAUUAAGGGAUGUAAAUGUGUUGACUGGUGCCAGUAGUGUGCUAAGUAGAUGGAAAGGGUACUUUGAGAAGUUAAUGAAUGAAGAAAAUGGGAGAGAAGGAAGACUAGAGAGUAGAGGCAAGCGUGAAUGACCGGGAAGUGGGAAUGAUGAGUAAGGGAGAAGUUAACAUAACAUAAUGAAAAAUGGAAAGAAAGUUGGACCUGAUACAUACCAGAGGAAGUAUGGAAGCAAUUUGGUGAGGUGGCCAUGGAGUUUUUGACCAACUUAUUUAAUAGAAUACGAGCAGGAGACAAGAUUCCAAAAGAACGGAGGAAAAGUGUGCUAGUCCCCAUUUUUAAGAAUAAAGGCGAUGUUCAGAACUGUGGAAACUACAAAGGAAUAAAGAUGAUGAGCCACACAAUGAAGUUAUGGGAAACAGUAGUGGAGGCUAGACUCAGGAUGGAAGUAAGCAUCUGUGAGCUGUAUGUAUGUAUGAUUGUCUGUAUGGUUUCAUGCCGAGAAAGACUACCACAGAUGCAUUAUUUGCCUUGAGGAUGCUUGUGGGAAAGUACAGAGAAGUUUAGAAGGAGCUACAUUGUAUCUCUGUACCACUAGAGAAAGCCUAUGACAAAGUACCAAGAGAGGAACUGUGAUACUGCAUGCGCAAGUCUGGUGUGGUGAAGAAAUUUGUACAGGACAUGAUUGAGGGCAGCAGAACAGCGGUGUGAUGUGCUGUAGGUGUAUCAGAAGAAUUUAAGGUGGAGCUGGGACUGCAUCAGAGAUCUGCGCUGAGCCCCUUCCUGUUUGCGGUAGUAAUGGAUAGGCUGACAGACGAGGUUAGACUGGAAUCCCUUUGGACCAUGAUGUUCGCCGAAAAUAUUGUGAUCUGCAGUGAAAGCAGGGAGCAAUUGGAGGAACAAUUAGAAAAAUGGAGGUACACACUCGAAGGAGUGGAAUGAAGUUCAGCCAAAGUAAAACAGAAUAUAUGUGCAUGAAGGAGAGGGGCAGAAGAGGAAGAGUGAAGCUCCAGACUUCUAAUACUUGGGGUCAAACAUACAGAGCAAUGGUGAGUGUGGUAAGGAAGUGAAGAAACAGGUCCAAGUGGGAUGGAACAGUUGGUGGAAGGUGUCUGGUGUUCUUUGUGACAGAAGAGUAUUCACUGGGAUGACGGGCAAAGUUUAUAAAACAGUGGUGAGGCCGGCCAUCGUGUACGGAUUAGACGGUGGCUCUGAGGAAACAGCAAGAAGCAGAACUGGGGGGAGCAGCAAUGAAGAUGGUGAGGUUCUCGCUCGGUGUGAACAGGCUGGAUAGGAUUAGAAAUGAGCCCAUUAGAGGGACAGCCAAAGUUGGAUGUUUUGGAGACAAGGUUAGAGAGAGCAGACUUUGAUGGUUUGACAUGUUCAGAGGCGAGAGAUUGAGUAUAUUGGUAGAAGUGUGCAGAGGAUAGAGCUGCCAGGCAAAAGAGCGAGAGGAAGAAGAAAGAAAAGGUUGAUGGAUGUUGUGUGGGGGGACAUGAGGACAAAGGGUGUUAUGAAAGGAGGAUGCACGAAAUAGGCUUUGAUCAAAAAGAUGACAUGCUGUUGCGACCCCUCACGGGACCAGCCGAAAGAAAAAGAAGAAUUAACCAAUCAUGCAUGUUUUUUGGAUGUGGGAGGAAACCGGAGUGCCCUACAGAAAACCCACACAGGCACAGUGAAAACAUGGAACUCCACACAGGCAGGGCUGGUAUUUGAACCCUGGUCCUCAGAACUGCAAGCAGACAUUCUAAUCAGUUGUCCGCCCUUCCACCCCUGGAAUGUUGUUUUUCAAUUAAAUACCUGAAUUUCAGGAGGCCACGUCGAUGUAAAAGUAACAAAAAAGCCUGAUAGCAGGGUCUGAAACUGAAAUUACCUUGGGACUGCCGGAGGGAGAAUCUGGCUCAACCUGGGCUGAGAUUAGACAUGCAAGCGUGCACAAUAAAGUUUUUUUUAUAUAUCCUACCUUCUGUAAAAAAAAAAUCUCAUUUUAUAAUACUAAAUAAGAUAAGCAACGAUGCUGGUGUAAAGGAAUUGUGUGCAAAACUAUUAAUAUAACUCUCCAUGGCAACAUUACUGUAUAUUUCACUGUGAAAAAUGUUUCUCUGCUUGUAUCAAUGUCACACACUCGAGAGGCUUAUUCCCCACUGUGAUGGAUAGGUUUGUCAAUUCCAUAUGAAAUUGUGUGAUGAUGUUGCACUAUAUUAGGAACAGGACGUGAAAGCGCACUUUAUUUUGAAAGACAGCAUUUUCUGUCAUUUGUUCUUUUAUACAUUAUUAAUGUUAUUAGGAAUUGUGUUUGAAAAUGUUCAUUUAAAUUAAGGGUUGAAAAUUCCAUUUGAUUGUUAAUGGAAGAUCUGAGAAACAGUUAGUUGGCUGCAUAUUUUAUUUUGAAGCCACACUUAUCGUAAGGCGGGCAGGACUACUUCCUCUUGUUCGUGAGUCUUCUCGAGAAAGGUACACAUUUUUUUGUGCUCCACAUAUUUUCAUCCAUCCAUCCAUUUUCUUAGCCACUUAUCCUCACAAGGGUCACGGGGAGUGCUGGAGCCGGAAAAGAGGCAGGGUACACCCUGAACUGGUUGUCAGCCAAUCGUAGGGCCAUAUUUUUAUUGUUUUGUUAUAAAAUGUGAAUAUAAGUUAGUUUAAAACGUUUGCAAAGCGGGUGUAGUCACAGAGGUGCAGUGUUGAAUGUGUUUCAUUAAUUUCAAACAUAAACACGUUAGUUUGAGGAGUGGAAAGGUUCAGUGCAAAUGAGUGUUACCAAAGGGAGCAUGGUGACUGUGUUUUUGUUGUUCCAGACUUUUGAGAGUAUUUGUGAAGAGAAAUCUGUGAACAUCCGUGAAUGUCUCUCCUUUAUAAUACAGGUAAGUGAGUUUGUGCAAUUUUUUGCAUUCUUUUCAUCUAUUGCAAUGUAAAUCAUGUUAUUUACUUUUAUAAUAUAAGUGCUCUUGUUUGGGAGUCUUCUAGAGAGAGAGUUUUAAGAAUAUUUCUGUGAACAGCCAUAAAUGUGUCUCCUUUAUAAUAAAAAGAGGAUGGACCUUUCCGACCCGUCAAUCACUCGUACAAUAAUAGCCAAUCAGAUAGCCGCAUUGUCUUAACCCCUGGCCUGACCCACCCCUCUCGUCGCCAUGUCCCACAAUUAAUGCUGAUUAUUGAUCACGUGCGGUUGGAAAAGUUAAUGUUACGGACAAAAUGGUCCUAAGAUGCACUUGGAGAAAGUGCAAUUCUGAUGAAAGAUAUCCGGCUAGGUUUCAAGGGGCCUGGUUGAUUCAUUUUCCAAAGCCUAAAACAAAGUUGAGGAAGUCUCUACGAUGGAUUAUGGCUCGCGGAAAAGCCCGCGUACAACUUGUGUGUGGACAACAACAAAUACAAGGUUGUAUGUUCGAAGGGAUGUCAGUCCCACUUUAGGUUGUGGCUUGAAAAGGCAACUCCAGAAGAAAAGAGUGUGAAAGUCGAAAGGGGGUGUCAAAGAUGAGGAUGGCAUAUGGCUAAAAGAAGGUGGACAGGUCCCUUCCAAGUUACUGAGCGGACAGCCACAGCAGUACGUCUUGAAGGAAAGGGGACACGUAGUUCCACAUCUCGUCUACACUACCUGCCAGGUCCGCCUCAGGCUCAGCAAUCCCUCCACCUGACAACCGGAAAACUGCGUCUCCAGUGCCGGCUGGCACCCUUUGAUGACAUCAUUCUACAAGGGUUGAUUUCACGGUACACGGGCACAAUAAUCAUGGUGAAUCAACCUGGGACCAGGUAGUCUAACCCCAAGGUCCUGAAGAAGCCAACUGCGCUCCAGCUCGACUCAUCCCGGAGGAAAAGGUCCCCUCUCCGUGAUGUUCAACAUGAGUCCCCUCUUCGGCACAGACAUUGCAUAUUACAGGGGGGUUCUAUGUAAUGUCCACGACAAUUGUGACCAGCAAAGGAGAAUGCCUAAUGGUUCCCGGAAAUGCUCAAGAUAGCCGAGUGCCUCCGUUUAGUACGAGUAGGCCCCCUUGGUGCAGGACAUGCUCAUUUGAGUUUAACAGUGGAUCUUCACUCACUGAACAUCUCUUCUCUCUUGACAACUGCGACUCCGCACGCCGGCCCCCGUCAUAUCCCCACUGCCACAGGUUGUAUAGAUUUCUUGCUAACCCCAUAUGCUUUGAAUGUGGACUUUACCCCUGUUCGCGUUUGUCAGCGAUUCCUAAAGGCUGCUCAAGAGCAGAGACCAGAGCAGUUGGUUGAAGGCCAAGGAGCGGGAGUCCAUGCUCAGUUCAAUCAAGAAAUGUCUGCAGCAGACGCCUUGGGGGUAGCGUCAGGGAUCAGGCAAAGAUAUCCCAGUGGCAGACACACUGUCGAGAAAAUCCCUGGAUGAAGAGGAUCAGACUCUAACCGAGGUGAUGGAGACACAAGUCAGACACAAGUAUGGGUUUAUGGGCUUGAUGACAACAGGACAACAGACAACUCAGGAUGAGAAGCUCUCCAGUCUGAAGCAAGACAUUUGGUCAGGCUGGCCAGAGACCCGAAGACAAUGUCACCCACUCAUCACUGAAAUUGAGCGUCUGCACAACAUCACCACAGCUGCCGUUAUCCAGAAGAUGAAAGCAUGGAAUCGCCUGCCAGGUUGUCAGCGACAAUGGACCAAGUUACAACUCCAGAGAAUUCAAGCAGUAUGCAGAGUCGUGGGGCUUCCACCACAUCACCUCGAGCCCGUAUUACCCGCAGAGCAACGGGUUGGCAGAAAAAACUAUCCAAACUGCAAACCAAAUCCUCACCAAUGCCAAAGAGGAUAAGAAAGACUUAUAUCUCUGUUUUCUGGAAAAUAUAGUAUGACUUUAAAAUGCCAUCAAAUAGUUUUUCAAGACUA